Globicephala melas (long-finned pilot whale) is the source of this 3509-nucleotide messenger RNA. NCBI's taxonomy places the organism in Eukaryota, Metazoa, Chordata, Mammalia, Artiodactyla, Delphinidae. The record is from RefSeq and is a predicted model, not a curated record.
CACCAAGCCGCCAGGCCGCCCGAGGCCAGUCCCCUCACCUGCUGCCCAUCCCGCCCCGCCCGCCUUCCCGGUUGCCGCCCCCACGCCGGGAGAGGCGCCCGUUCGGCGCCGCCGCUUGGCGAGCCGCUCCCGCGAGAGCGCGGAUGCUGCUGUUAGGGGUGGUGGGCGCAGCCGCGGGUCGCGUGGCCGGGAGCGGGGGUGACGGCCUGGGAUUCCGGGGGCCUCUCUUCUUGUCCUCCUCUCCUCUCUCUUCCCAGUGUGGCCGUGGCUGACACUAAAGACUUUGUAGCCAUCAACCCAAGUGCAGUUUCGAUGGAAGAUGAAGGUUGCACGUUUUCAAAAAAUUCCUAAUGCUGAAAAUGAGACAAUGAUUCCUGUAUUGACAUCAAAAAAAGCAAGUGAAUUACCAGUCAGUGAAGUUGCAAGCAUUCUCCAAGCUGAUCUUCAGAAUGGUCUAAACAAAUGUGAAGUAAGUCAUCGGAGAGCUUUCCAUGGCUGGAAUGAGUUUGAUAUCAGUGAGGAUGAGCCACUAUGGAAGAAGUAUAUUUCUCAGUUUAAAAAUCCCCUUAUUAUGCUGCUUCUGGCUUCUGCAGUCAUCAGUGUUUUAAUGCAUCAGUUUGAUGAUGCUGUCAGUAUCACUGUGGCAAUACUUAUCGUCGUUACGGUCGCCUUUGUUCAGGAAUAUCGUUCAGAAAAAUCUCUUGAAGAACUGAAUAAACUGAUGCCACCAGAAUGCCAUUGUGUGCGUGAAGGAAAAUUGGAACAUACACUUGCACGAGACUUGGUUCCAGGUGAUACAGUUUGCCUUUCUGUUGGGGACAGAGUUCCUGCUGACUUGCGCUUGUUUGAGGCUGUGGAUCUUUCCAUUGAUGAGUCCAGCUUGACAGGAGAGACAACACCUUGUUCUAAGGUGACAGCUCCUCAGCCGGCUGCCACUAAUGGAGAUCUUGCAUCAAGAAGUAACAUUGCCUUCAUGGGAACACUGGUCAGAUGUGGCAAAGCAAAGGGUAUUGUCACUGGAACAGGAGAAAAUUCUGAAUUUGGAGAGGUUUUUAAAAUGAUGCAGGCAGAGGAAGCACCAAAAACCCCUCUGCAGAAGAGCAUGGACCUCUUAGGAAAACAACUUUCCUUUUACUCCUUUGGUAUAAUAGGUAUCAUCAUGUUGGUUGGCUGGUUACUAGGAAAAGAUAUCCUGGAAAUGUUUACUAUUAGUGUAAGUUUGGCUGUAGCAGCAAUUCCUGAAGGUCUUCCCAUUGUGGUCACAGUGACUCUAGCCCUUGGUGUUAUGAGAAUGGUGAAGAAAAGGGCCAUUGUGAAAAAACUACCUAUUGUUGAAACUCUGGGCUGCUGUAAUGUGAUUUGUUCAGAUAAAACUGGGACCCUGACGAAGAAUGAAAUGACUGUUACCCACGUAUUUACUUCGGAUGGCCUGCGUGCUGAGGUUACUGGAGUUGGCUACAAUCCAUUUGGGGAAGUGAUUGUUGAUGGUGAUGUUGUUCAUGGAUUCUAUAACCCAUCUGUUAGCAGAAUUGUCGAGGCGGGCUGUGUGUGCAAUGAUGCUGUAAUUAGAAACAACACUCUAAUGGGGAAACCAACAGAAGGAGCCUUAAUUGCUCUUGCAAUGAAGAUGGGUCUUGAUGGACUUCAACAGGAUUAUAUCAGAAAAGCUGAAUACCCUUUUAGCUCUGAGCAGAAGUGGAUGGCUGUUAAGUGGCACCGAACACAGCAGGACAGACCAGAGAUUUGUUUUAUGAAGGGUGCUUAUGAACAGGUGAUUAAGUAUUGUACUACAUAUCACAGCAAAGGGCAGACCUUGACACUCACCCAGCAGCAGAGAGAUCUGUACCAACAAGAGAAGGCCCAGAUGGGCUCUGCAGGGCUCAGAGUUCUUGCUUUGGCUUCUGGUCCUGAAUUGGGGCAACUGACGUUCCUUGGCCUGGUGGGAAUCAUUGAUCCUCCUAGAACUGGUGUGAAAGAAGCUGUUACAACACUCAUUGCCUCAGGAGUGUCAAUAAAAAUGAUUACUGGGGACUCACAGGAGACUGCAAUUGCAAUCGCUAGUCGUCUGGGAUUAUAUUCCAAAACCUCCCAGUCAGUCUCAGGAGAAGAAAUAGAUGCAAUGGAUGUCCAGCAGCUUUCACAGAUGGUGCCAAAGGUUGCGGUAUUUUACAGAGCUAGUCCAAGGCACAAGAUGAAAAUUAUUAAGUCUCUGCAGAAGAACGGGUCGGUUGUGGCCAUGACAGGAGAUGGAGUAAAUGAUGCAGUCGCUCUGAAGGCUGCAGACAUUGGAGUUGCAAUGGGUCAGACUGGCACAGAUGUUUGCAAAGAGGCAGCAGACAUGAUCCUGGUGGAUGAUGAUUUCCAAACCAUCAUGUCUGCAAUUGAGGAGGGUAAAGGAAUUUAUAAUAACAUUAAAAAUUUUGUUAGAUUCCAGCUGAGCACGAGUAUAGCAGCAUUAACUUUAAUCUCACUGGCUACAUUAAUGAACUUUCCCAAUCCUCUCAAUGCCAUGCAGAUUUUGUGGAUCAAUAUUAUUAUGGACGGACCUCCAGCUCAGAGCCUUGGAGUAGAACCAGUGGAUAAAGAUGUCAUUCGUAAACCUCCACGCAACUGGAAGGACAGCAUUUUGACCAAAAACCUGAUACUUAAAAUACUUGUUUCCUCAAUAAUCAUUGUUUGUGGGACUUUGUUUGUCUUCUGGCGGGAGCUGCGAGACAAUGUGAUAACACCUCGGGAUACAACAAUGACCUUCACAUGCUUUGUGUUUUUUGACAUGUUCAAUGCACUAAGUUCCAGAUCCCAGACCAAAUCUGUGUUUGAGAUUGGACUCUGCAGUAAUAAAAUGUUUUGCUACGCAGUUCUUGGAUCCAUCAUGGGACAGUUAUUAGUUAUUUACUUUCCUCCACUUCAGAAAGUUUUUCAGACCGAGAGCCUAAGUAUACUGGAUUUGCUCUUUCUUCUGGGUCUCACCUCGUCAGUGUGCAUAGUGUCAGAAAUUAUCAAGAAGGUUGAAAGGAGCAGGGAGAAGAUCCAGAAGCCUGUUAGCUCGACAUCGUCGUCUUUUCUUGAAGUAUGAUGCAUAUUGCAUUCUUUUAUUUGCAAACUAGGAAUUGCAGUCUGAGGAUCAUUUAGAAGGGCAAGUUCAAGAGGAUAAUGAAGAUUUGAGAACUUUUGAACUUUUUAUUGACUAAAAAUGAGUGUUGAAGACUUGAUUUGAGACUUUAACCUGCUGACAGUCCCAAAUGAAAUUAUGCAACUUUGAUAACAUAUUCCUUGAUUUAAAUUGGCUUUUGCGAUUGAGUGGAACUUCGUAAAGUGUAUGGACAGUUAUUUAAUUUAAAAAACAGGCAAAACCUGAACCACCUUCUGCACUUAAAGAGGUCUAACAGUUCAAAUACACAGUCUAUCCUAGAUAAAUAUGAUUUUUUUUUAAUUUUUAAAUAUUGUACUAUUUAUGGUGGUGGGGCUUUCUUACUAAUACACAAAUAAAUUUAAUCAUUUCAAAGGCA